GGCACGCUUACCCUUUACUGAGACCAGUUCCUAUUGCAGGCUACCAGCAUUCACUCCUUGCGUUUUGGCGCUCCCCCCCCAAAGGCAAGCAUUGCAUUCCGUCGAAUCCAGUCAUCCGCCUGCACCCCCCAGUAAACUGCCUGGCGAAAUUCUCGCGUUUGUAUAUUCAUCAUCAAAACCCCUUCCGACCUCGCCCAUUUUAUCAUUUCUGAGCGAUUUUUUCGGUCUGAAUGAUACCGCUCUUUGCAUUUUCCUUUUUUACUACGCGUUAGUCGGAUGACGCGUGGUCGAGAUAGACUCCAUGCUCCGCGACGAGCUGCUUCGGUCUAAGAAUGAUGAGAUCACACGGUGUUUGCUGUCGCGAAAGCGAAAAUUAAGUGAGCUCUACUUUGCGACCGUCGGGACAGGCGCAGCGGAAGGCGCGACUGCGGAUACUCUCUACGAGCGACAGAGACAAGAGUUUCUUGACGCCAACGACCUAUCCAAAGGUCGGCUCUUCAAUGAAGCUACCCUUCCAUCUUUGCCUGACUAUGCAGCAAUUCUUGCGCGUCUACAAAAACAUGCUCCCCGUCCAGUGCCUGAACCCUCCCCUCCGAAGCAAUCUCCUCUCUUGCCGGACACUGCGACAGAGACGCUUCCAAUAGAUCGCCUUUCCACAACCCAAAAUCGAGGCGCACAGAGCCAUGCAACCGCAGAGAAAGUAGAGCCCGAUAUAACUACAGCAUCAUCGCAAACAGAUCUCACAUCAAUUCAUCACACCACUAAACCAGCAAUCUCCUCAAUACCUCCGUCUCCAUCCAAGCCUGCUAUAUCUGCGCAAUCGACUCCUGCGGCUCCUGGCAACGUACCUCAGAUCGCGGCCCCGGGAACUCCAGUGAGUACGCAUGAUCAUGGCGUACCAGACAAUCCGGCCUCCCCAUCACAGCUCCGGAGCCCUAGGGACAAGGCGACGCAAAUAUCCUCCACCGAACAUCCUGUGUUAGCUAAGUCGCAAAAUACUGCAUCAGGACUGGACAAUAAACGAGAUCGCAAACCCGCUCUAUCGCUAGGUCCAGUCACACACGUGGACCAGCCACUCUCCCCAGCAUCAUCUGUUGAGCCUUAUUCCACCAACACGCCGAUUCCUCCAACUGCAUCCUCAGACACUAGCCCUGACGAGGCCGAGGAGGCCGAUGAACACGAAAGCCACGUCGUUUCAGAAAAGUCUGUUCAACCUGCCGGUCCUGUCCCUGACAAGGCUCAGAAUGUUUCGACAAUAACCAUUCCCUCGACACCAGAUGAACAGCUCAGACUCGAAGAAGCGCAAUCUCUCCAGCAGAAUGCCCAGGUUCUAGCUGCAGGCAAUACAACCGGAGAUCUCGGUCAGCCAGGGGCCGCCCUGGUAUCGAAGCAAGUUAUUAAGGAGGAUAUACUUUCUCCGACAGCUCCUGCGCCAUCCGCGAACGAAAUAGAGAUCCGUGAAGAUUCCAUGUCAUUAGGAGUACAGAAGGAAAAACAACAAUCACUCAGUAUAAGUACUUUGGAAACAGUAGGAAACCAAAGCGUACCCCCGGCACCUCCUACAGAUAUCAAGAAAGAACAUGAACCUGCUUCAAUACAACACCUAAGCCACGUCUCCAAAAAUACAACGUCGACAAUUGGUUCUGCUGUGCAUCCUACACCGGAGAGAAUGACAACUCGUGUAUCUUCAGGUGCUAUAAGGCACAAGUCCGUCUCUGAGAUUCUUGGCGAGACCCCGAAGACCCCUAUUUCGCGAAAUGAGGUCCAGCUAGCCGAGUCGCCUUCUGGUCAGCUCUCUGUCUGCCCAGGAACUCCUGACACGGCCAGUCGUAUUAAGCAAAGAAAAGACCGUGAGAAGGAGCGUGCGCGAUUAUCUACAGUGGUUUUCCCCGCGAAGCAAUUAGAUAAACAAGAAACCUUGGAUCUUGUUCGACAAGACGGAGGGCAAUUGGUGACUGGAUUGAAUGAUGAACAAGAUUAUUUAUUCACUCUCUUUCAGAAUAAGGCUUAUUCGCCUCCCCGAACUUCGAACAUAACCACCCUUCUGGGAACUGCACACAAAACUCUUAGUACGUCAAAUCAUCUUCUCGAAUACCAAGAGCAAAUGGACUGCCGUACCUUGCGACGCAUCUAUUCGCUCCAAAAUGCCAAUCGAUGGCCACUUCGCCAAAUGAAGAGAUCCCUAGAACCCCAACGUCAAGGCACGCAUUGGGAUAUUUUGCUGGAUCAUAUGAAAUGGAUGCGUACGGAUUUUCGAGAGGAACGGAAGUGGAAAAUUGCAGCCGCCAAAAGUUGUGCCGACUGGUGCGCCGAAUUCGUCAAUAGUGACCACGAACAGCAAGCACAGCUACGAGUAAAUACAAGGAUUCCAGUUAGCAGACAAUUGGAAGAUGUGGAGAUGAAGGAAGCUUGUGGCGAAGCUGAGAUUGCGGCAGAUGAUACGAUACCUGCUUCGCAAUCUACACCAGACCUGGUGCCCUCUGCUGAUGAUGAAUCUGCCAGUGAAGGCUUUGCGGAGGAACUACGAACUAAUAUUCAAGAAAUGGUUGCUCCUGCAGCUAUGUUCUCACUUGGGUGUGAUGAAUUCACAUUCUCCAUUGAUGUCACCCCAACAUCUGAAAAACUAUUGGAAGAACUUCCUAUUUAUUCCCCUAUGGGAAUCUCUUCAGAUACAUUUAUGCCAUCGUUCAGGCUUCAGCCAGAUGCGAACUGGAAGACCGAUAUCCUCCCAGUCUCGAAAUACGCCACAGGUAGAAUCAGCUUUAGUGACGAUUCACCAGCGCGGAAACGCAGCCGAUAUGAUCAUACGCAGCACUACGACCAGAUAGAAGCGGGCAAUGUUGAUGUGAAUCCAGAACAGACCAACGUUGCACUCUUUUGCCCCGAAAAUAAACAUAUUCGGGAUCGCAUUCAUCCCGGUCAUUCCUUCCGGCCUCCAACCGAGCAUCCAAUGCCAUCAGUAGGGUUUUUCGAAUCUAGACAAUCUUCGCAGUGGACAAUUGCGGAAGAUGAUGACCUUCGUCGUUUAGUGAAAGACUACUCAUACAAUUGGUCGCUCAUUGCUAACUGUCUAUCAUCCCCUUCUUUGUUUACUUCAGCAGCAGAGCGUCGAACACCAUGGGAAUGUUUUGAGCGAUGGAUUGGUCUCGAAGGGUUACCUGCUGACAUGUCAAAAACGCAAUACUUCCGCGCUUAUCACCAGCGAUUGGAAGCUGCUCAGCGGACCGUUCUUGCACAACAACAAGCCGCACAACAGCAACACCAGCAACAACAGGCACAGCAAGGGAACUCAGCUCAAGCACAGCCCUUGAUUCGGAGGAGAACGACACAACCCAUUCGUGUUGACCGUAGGCGAACGUCUCGUCACUUGGCUCUUCUGGAUGCCAUGCGGAAAUUGGCGAAGAAGCGGGAGACGGCUUUGCAAAAGCAACAGCAAGCUUCUCACCUUGCUUCUUUACGCAAAGUCAAUGAAGCGAAUCAACCUAAACCUCCAAUCACAAACCCCGCUGAAUUUAGCAAGAUGAAGUAUGAGAGGGAGCAAAAGCUUCAAGAAAGACAAGAGCAAUACCGUCAACAGAUGAUUGCUCAACAGAGAGCCAAUCUAGCUGCACAACGUGCAGGACAACUGUCCAAUCAGCAAACAGCUUCAAUGAAUGGCGUAAAUGGACGAGCUCCUAACGGUGUACCAGCUACCGGGGCUCAGGCAAUACCUGGAACCGCGCCGAAUGCUGUGGCCAAUGGUAUAUCCUCAAACGCCAAUAUCAACCAUGGAAAUGUCAUGCCUAUGCAAGCUAUGCCGAAUGGAAGACCCGUGAACAGCCCUUUACCGCCAAACUCAAUGCCAGUGAAAAUGGUACCCCAGCCAGGUGUACAGCAGCAAAUAGCAGCACGGCCUGGGAUACCCAUUCAAGGAUCUCCUGACAAUGCUCGAAUCAUGCGAGAAGCUAGCCGGGUGUCAGAACAGCAACGCCUCUUGCAAUCUCGUCAACAAGGCCACCAACCAGGACAACAGCAAUUUCACAAUCCACAACAGUUUGGUCAGCAAGGGACUCACUCGCCAAAUAUGAACGUUCAAGCAAUGAAUGGUACCCCUAAUAAUCCAGCAUUAAUUGCUGCGAUGCAAGCUGCGGGGGGAAUGGGUAGCCCGUCUUUCCACGGCACUAAUGCUCAAGGCAUUUCAACACCAUCUCCGCGCAUGAACCAGCCAACUCAUCUGUCGACCGGCGUUGUUCCGACAAUAACAAAUAUCCAAAAUCAAAUACAGAGGAACAACCCAAACCUUUCUCCUGAACAGGUCACUAAAAUGGCAACGGAGCGUCUUCAUGCAUACCAACAGCAACAACAACGCAUGACUCAGCUUGCUAUGAAUGCGACGGCUGCCAACAUGAAUGGUGCACAAUCUAAUUAUCAAAUGCCACCAGAUGGUAACUUCCAGCAAAAUGGCAAUGGCGGAAUGCAAAACCCUCAAGCACAAUUCUCGCCGUUGAUGCGAGUCGCUCAACCCAACCAGCCAAACCGUCCUCCUGUCGGAAGCUCCCCAUCUAUGAAUGGCAGUGUCCUGCCACAAAGCAGAAGCGCUACUCCACAGACCCAACGAAGUGGAAGUGCUGCGGGCACUAACAAAAGUCCUCAUCCUCCUCCUGCACAGAUGGCUACCAACCAAGCCAACUAAGCUAAUCAAUCCUGAGAGGAACUUUUGUGAAUAUGGUUGUGCUCUUUUUUAUUGUGGCUGUAUUCAAUUCCGUCCAAAUCUACCCUAUUACACGAUUUACGCGAUUCCUACCACCUUGAUAAUUCUUACCCUUCUUCACCUUUAGCCUCAUUUCUUUCAUCCUAUCUAAUAAUGUUCAUGCUAUGUUUUAUACUUCUCCCUUGCCACUGCGACGAGGGAGAUAUACGGCGGUGUCCUAACUAUGGGUUGGCGUUUGGACGGGUGCUUCUUGGAAUUGGCUUCUCUCGUAUCAAUAUUCCACGGGAUGGCUAUUGAUAAGUUGUACGAGUAGUGUUGAUACGUUUAUACCUGUGUGGGUUGACACACGAGAUACAAUGAAGUGCUUGAAAGCAAAAAUGCUGCAGAACUAG
This is a messenger RNA of Talaromyces proteolyticus, 5082 nucleotides long. RefSeq lists its product as uncharacterized. Lineage: Eukaryota; Fungi; Ascomycota; Eurotiomycetes; Eurotiales; Trichocomaceae. The coding region runs from base 302 to 4672 and encodes 1456 amino acids. The record is from RefSeq and is a predicted model, not a curated record. The transcript is spliced from 5 exons.